This is a messenger RNA of Cyprinodon variegatus (sheepshead minnow), 3325 nucleotides long. RefSeq names its product CXXC-type zinc finger protein 5-like. Gene Ontology annotation, cellular component: nucleus. The coding region runs from base 100 to 1311 and encodes 403 amino acids. The record is from RefSeq and is a predicted model, not a curated record. Lineage: Eukaryota; Metazoa; Chordata; Actinopteri; Cyprinodontiformes; Cyprinodontidae. Gene Ontology annotation, molecular function: methyl-CpG binding; zinc ion binding. The transcript has 3 exons.
UUUUUUUAUUUUAUUUUAUUCACAGAUCAAAGCGUGCUAACCUCUCAGAGCUAACCGCCAGCUGAACAAACGUGUAUAUAUGUGUGUGUGUGUGUGGUCAUGUCGGGAAUGACUAGCGGCGUUUGUGUGGAGAGUGACCUCUCCUCAAUGCUGCAAAGAAGCUCAGCCCCUUCUCACCAUCACCCAAAUCACCAUGGUUAUGGCGGUCAAAGCCAGGUGUCUGGUCUGGCACCAAUGCUGGACUACACCACAGAGAUGGACCGGUACCGCUCAUCUAUAGCCACCUUCUACAAGACCAAUGUCAACAUGAACAUGAACGUAACAAACUUUCCCCAAUCGGCCAAGCUGGCAGCCCGUCUGGCGGCCGCUGCUCCCAUCUUCCCCCCUACCGCUGCCAGGCUGGGCGCCAUGGCGACGGCCCCCUGGGGAUGUCAUGACAACAUGAACAUGAACAUGAACCACCCAGCAGCCAUGUUCUGGGGCAGACCCAAACCUGUUGCCACGGCGCCAACGCAUCCUCACCACCACCCCUCGGCGACUCCCGGUCACAUGACCUCUUCGCACGCCCACAGCAGCAGCAUGCACCAGAGCAGCGGGGGUCCUGGUGGGGGAGGGGGUGGUGGUGGUGGAAGUGAAGGGGGCGGAGCUGAAAAACAUGGACACACUGCAUCACUUCCUGUUAGCCAAGGAACAGCGCAUCAUCACGCCAUACCGCCUAGCAAUGGGAACUUUCUCUCCGGUUACAGUGGUGGAGCAGAGUGUGGUGUCAUGAACAAGCAGGGGCACGCCCACCCGGACAUGAUGGGCCUAUCAGAGGGCAGCAACUGCAAUGGGGGAGGAGUUAUGAGUGGUGGCUUUCUGGGGGGGCUUGGUUUACCCCCUGGGGUCAUUGUCAUGGCAAUGGGAUCCGCAGGUGGAGGGAUUUCAGACGCCAGCAGCGCUUUCCAGAUGACAAGCGGCCAGAGAGCGCUAACAGACUGCCAACAGCAUACCAACUCCUCCCCCUGCCCCUCCUCUUCCUCCCCCUCGUCGUCAGGGGUGACAGCAGGGGGCGUCUCCCUCUCUUCGUCAUCUUCAUCGUCAUCAGGGACUGUGGCCAAGAGGAAGCGGAAGCGCUGUGGCGUCUGCGGGCCGUGCAGACGGCUGAUCAACUGCGGCGUCUGCUCGUCCUGUCGCAACAGGAAGACGGGGCACCAGAUCUGCAAGUUCAGAAAGUGCGAGGAGCUAAAGAAGAAGCCGGGAGGAGGAGGUGGGGUCCUAGAGCGGCCGCCCUCCGUCCCAGCCGGCGAGGCGUUCCGCUGGUUCUUCUAGCCUUUCCUUCACCGGUGGAUUUACCAACGCAGACAGACCUGGACUGAAUGAAAUUCAGAGGAAGGACUGCGUCGUCUCGGACUGAACCGCAGCACGAACUUUGUCGUGUGCGGGAUUGCCCAGAAAUCCUGUUUCGACUGGAUGGAGGCAGAGGAGGGGGAGGAGGGAGAGGCAGUUGGAUCCCUUAAACUCACCCUCCAUUGGUAAAUAAGUUAGCAUCUCAAGUAGCUCAACUAAAGCAGGUUAAUUCAAACCAUUAAGUCAUCUGACACAUCUGCAACGGUUCUUGUAUUCAACUGAUAAAUGUUCUGUACUGUUACUUUAUCUCUGCGGUUGAAUGAACUUUUCCUGAUUUUGUGCGAUCCAAGAUUUGGGUCAAAACCAGAGAGAUGUCUUUGUACCUUCUUUUAUAUCUUGAUGUCUGAUUUGCCACAUUGGUUUGAUCCAUCUUUGUAAUCUUAGCCAGAUGUGUUAAUACGGGUCAGUUCAACUUUACCUACAACCAUCCAUUCACCUAAAGGCAGAAUCAGCCCCUAAAAUAACUCCCGGGGUAGAGUUACUCUCUGGAAGUCCAUGAAUUUCUGCUCAAGUCCAGUUUUCACAAUGAAUAGCUGUCGUUCAUGAUGGGACAGAACAUCAGAGCAAACGCAGGUCGCAUUUGGAUCCAGAUUACAGGGUUCCCUGAGUGAACCUUUAAGCUUGUAAACCCAUUAACCUGGUCAGUAUUAUCUUGUUAGCCCUGAAGUCUUAAGUUCAGGGCGGGUAAAGCGCCAAUCCUUAAUGUGCCACAGCAUUGCUUACUGCUGAAGGAUUUCAAAGUAUUACGGUAGUUUUUGUUUAAGGUUUUGGAUCAUAACUAAGAACAAAAAAAAAACACUCAGGGGAACAAAUGCUUUAGGUAAAGUAGAGAGUACAUUCCUACUGAUGAACUGACAAGUAUAGGAAGCUACAGGCUUCCGAAGGAAGUAGGGUAGACUUUAAAAUGUUGUUCGGUUCGUUGUGUCAAAGGGAGGAUAAAGGUUUUCUAAGGUCUUCAUCCUAUUCGAGCAAAUCAUUCUGGUUUAUAUUUAAAGCUGUAGCUGUCUAAAGCCGUCUUCAUACCCAACGUAGAAAAAAAAUGCCAUUUCUUUACGUUGUUCACCUGCUGUUGGUAGGUCUGCAUUUCACCUGUCCCACCAUCAAUUCACAAAGAUAUAAAGAAAUCCCAUCAUCUUCACUGCACUCCUUCACCCACAUCUCAAAACCAUUUCAGCAAGUAAUUGGUUAAUGCAACAUGAAUUAAUUUGCUCCUGAUUACAGCUUUACAUAAAGAUAACAUCCAUAUUGCUUCCUGCGCCUUGUCCGCGGUUAGCGUGAACAUGGCUUAAGGCUUUGACUGGUCGAACUGGGUAGUGGCCAAUAAAACUCUACUUCAGGUUAAUAAAGAAAGAACUUUCUAAACAUAUUUUGUUCCAUUCAUCAGACAACUGCCUUCCUCCUCUUCCUCCUCAUCUUCCCAGCAAAACCACUAAUCCCAUUGUAGCAAAACCCAGGAUGAUUCAGGACUCAGCCACAGAGACUUCUUCAGUUUGACCAAAACUGGCUGACAAGCUAACCUCCAAGAGGAUUCACAAACUGACCUCAGUAGGAAGUGAUCCAAGACUGUUAAUAUGGACAAGUUCCCUACAGUAGGACUACAGCAACCACAUCACUGUUAUCUGUCUCUUCUGUCUACCUCCUCCAGAACUUUACAGGCACCUUGAUUGACUCUUACCGGAUGGUGUUUCUGCUGGUACAAUAAGAGCUGCUUCUUAACUCUCUUGGGGCUCCAGAGUUCAUUGAGUUCAAGUGAAGCCGGUCAUUAAUCUGGCAAAUGAAAGAGUUUAAGGAGUUCAUUGGGUUUGCUGGAUUUUGACGGGAGGUUUAUGAGGUUUUAUAAAGCCAGAAGUGAAGUGGGAAAAACAGUUUUACUGGAUUCUUGGUAAUUUAAUUGAAGCUUUCCGAGUCUUACCAUCUCUGGUUAACCCCAAAAUGA